AGCGCCAAUAGUCAAUUAAGGGAUACUUGAUGAAUGGCUAUAAACCAAACCAAGCAAGUACCAUUUCAUCUAACUCCUCACAAUGGAGUUUCUGCUGUUUUUAAUUUUCUUCAUUAUUCUUGUGGUAAAAUCAGUUGAUUGUGGCAAUCAAUUCAGCAGAGAUGACUUCCCCGCUGACUUCGUUUUCGGCUCAGGUACCUCAGCUUAUCAGGUUGAAGGUGCAGCUGCUGAAGAUGGAAGGACUCCAAGCAUAUGGGACACUUUUGCUCACUCUGGAAUUACACAUGGAGCCAAUGGAGAUGUAGCAUGUGACCACUAUCAUAAAUACAAGGAAGAUGUCCAACUCAUGGUGGACACAGGGUUAGAAGCCUACAGAUUUUCCAUUUCAUGGUCAAGACUAAUCCCAAAUGGAAGAGGACCGGUUAAUCCAAAGGGUUUACAGUAUUACAACAACCUCAUCAAUGAAUUAAUCAGUCAUGAAAUCCAACCGCAUGUUACAUUACAUCAUAGCGAUCUUCCACAGGCACUUGAGGAUGAGUAUGGAGGAUGGCUUAAUCGAAAGAUUGUGAAAGACUUUACAGCGUAUGCAGAUGUAUGCUUUAGAAACUUUGGUGAUAGGGUUUCAUAUUGGACUACUGUGAAUGAGGCCAAUGUGUUUGUACUGGGAGGAUAUGACAUUGGAUUUCUGCCGCCCGCACGAUGCUCGUUUCCAUUUGGGGUCAAUUGUUCUAGAGGUAACUCAUCGUCUGAACCAUACAUAGUAGCUCAUCAUAUCUUGUUGGCACAUGCAGCGGCUGCGAGGCUGUACAACAAAAAGUAUAAGGAAAAGCAACAUGGAUUCUUAGGGCUCAAUUUGUUUGCUUAUUGGUUUGUUCCUUUUAGAAAUACAACAGAAGAUGCAAUUGCCACUAAGAGAGCGAACGAUUUCUACCUUGGUUGGUUUUUGAAUCCAUUGGUAUCUGGAGAAUAUCCUAUCACAAUGAAGAAGAAUGCUGGCUCGAGGAUGCCGGACUUCACCAAUCUGGAAUCCAAGCAGAUUAAGGGUUCAUUUGACUUCCUUGGAGUCAACUUUUACAACACCUUGUAUGUCAAGGACAAUUCUGACAGCCUAAAGAAAGAACAUAGAGACGUUGAUGCAGACAUGGCAGUAGAACUGAUACCCAUGCUUGAUAACUCAUCAACAGUUGAGUUUCCUGUUACACCUUGGGGUCUGCAAGGAGUGCUGGAGUAUUUUAAGCAAGUUUAUGGCAACCCUCCUGUUUACAUCCAUGAAAACGGUCAGCGGAUGCAGCGCAAUUCGACAUUAGAAGAUUGGCCAAGGGUUAUGUCUCUGUCUGGAUACAUAGAGGGUUUGCUUCACUCAUUGAGGAAUGGAUCAAAUGUUAGAGGGUAUUUCACUUGGUCCUUCCUAGAUCUGUUUGAGAUGUUGGAUGGGUAUGAGUCGAGCUACGGGUUGUAUUACAUAGAUUUGGAUGACCCAGAUUUGGUCAGACACCCAAAACUUUCUGCUAAGUGGUACACUCAGUUUUUGAAGGGGAAAAGAAACAUUUCAGAUGGGAUCAUUGAACUAGACAAGAAUUUAUCUGCAUUUUCAACUGCUCACUUCUUUCAGUAGAUUCAACUUUAUGCUGUAGCUAAUGGCACGAC
This is a messenger RNA of Pistacia vera, 1647 nucleotides long. Its product is annotated as beta-glucosidase 11-like. Gene Ontology annotation, molecular function: beta-glucosidase activity. The coding region runs from base 83 to 1615 and encodes 510 amino acids. Gene Ontology annotation, biological process: carbohydrate metabolic process. Lineage: Eukaryota; Viridiplantae; Streptophyta; Magnoliopsida; Sapindales; Anacardiaceae. The record is from RefSeq and is a predicted model, not a curated record. The transcript is spliced from 13 exons.